Clarias gariepinus (North African catfish) is the source of this 2060-nucleotide messenger RNA. RefSeq names its product upstream transcription factor 1, like (gene usf1l). The record is from RefSeq and is a predicted model, not a curated record. Lineage: Eukaryota; Metazoa; Chordata; Actinopteri; Siluriformes; Clariidae. Gene Ontology annotation, molecular function: RNA polymerase II cis-regulatory region sequence-specific DNA binding; DNA-binding transcription factor activity, RNA polymerase II-specific; protein dimerization activity. The transcript is spliced from 12 exons. Gene Ontology annotation, biological process: regulation of transcription by RNA polymerase II. Bases 306 to 1133 code for a protein of 275 amino acids.
AGACCGCGCAUGCGUACAACAUCAUAAACACUCCGGAAUGUUUUGCUUUAGGAGGUCAUAUGCUAAUUUUUUGUAAAACAUUUGCAAGAAUAUUCCAGUUCAGGAGCUGUGUGUGAACUUAAAGUGAUUAAGGCUAAACUUUGAGAAAGACCUGAACGUUUCGGGACAGACCUGACGCCAAUGAAAGGAGUUUAUUAGAAUGAGAGCUUGCUUUACUGGCAGUGACAGCUCUUCGAAGAUCAUGGUGAUCAGCUCUUCGCAGAUCAUGGCAAGAGAACCCUGAUCCUCAGGUGGAUGUGCCGAACAUGGAAGAUGGAACUAUUGCUACAGCUGUUGAUCCAUCUGCUAUUACAGCGAUACAUUCAGCAACCACUUUUUCUACUGAACAGCCAAUAAAGUACGUGUUCAAAACGGAAGCAAAUGCUGGACAGGUGACCUAUCGAGUGAUCCAUGUGGCUGAAGGGCAGAUGGAGGCUCAGUCAGAUGGAGCUGCAGCUGUUAGCGUUGUUACUGGCCUCCCUGCAGCGACGCAGACUGGGACACCAGCUGUAACUAGGGCUGUGUACUCUCAGGCUGAGGGUCUGGAGGCGGAGGCCACUGAGGGUCACUACUAUUAUCCGUCCACUGUCAGUGACACUUCACCAGCCACUAUAGUAACCAACCUUCAUACAGCGGAUUCGCUGCUCACGCAGCCCACGUCAGCAGGCCAACUCUAUGUGAUGAUGUCGCCACAGGAUGUGUUAGGCACAGCCAAUCAAAGUAAGGCAGAGGCACCUUGCACUUCAAGGGAUGACAAGCGGAGAGCGCAGCAUAACGAAGUUGAACGUAGACGCAGGGACAAGAUAAACAACUGGAUUGUCCAGCUGUCAAAAACAAUCCCUGAUUGCACUGUGGACUCGGCCAAAACUAGUCAGAGUAAAGGUGGAAUCCUAUCAAAAGCCUGUGACUAUAUUCAGGAGUUACGCCAAAGCAAUGCCCGAUUAUCAGAGGAUCUGGAAACGCUGGACAGACUGAGGCUGGACAACCAGCUUCUUAGACAGGAGGUGGAAGAAUGGAAAUCUAAGAAUCAGAUGCUUAGAAGCCAGCUACGGCAUCAUGGUAUAGUUGCUGUGUCGAGCAUGGAGCCACAGUGAAGCCCCACCUGUUCUGGACCGGACCUCCUCCCACCACAGCCUCCUAAUGAAUCAAGUUUAAGGAGCCCUGCACCUCAGCACUCUUUAAAGGCUGUCUGACAGAAUGUGAUUGGACUUGACCUUGAGUCUGACUUGACUCAUGGCUGAUGAUGUUGAAUAAGGCUAUGAAUUAUAGAUAAGAUAUUUGAUUUUAAAUAAGCUUGUAAAAGCGCCAUGUUCCCUGUGAACUCCUUGUAGUAAAUGAUUGAUGGACAUAUCCCACACAGGUCUUUGAACUGCACUAUUUGUUGUUGUUUUGUUUUUUCUUGAGUAAGAGCAAUAGUGUCUACAGAAUCAUUUAUUUUUGUGUCUUACUUGGAAUAGUGUGGAAAUGGGAAGAAAAGCACAUGACUUCUGCUUCAAAACUGAAAUCAUUUGUGCUACUAAAAUGGUCCGAGUUACAGGAAUUAGAGCUGUCCAUUAGCUUAAAAUGGUUCUUUACAUUGAUUGUUUAUUCAGGUAGUUGAAACCCUGUUUUCUAAAUGAUUACAUUUUGUACCGGGUAACAGGGUCAAAUUUCCUUCUUUUUCUUCUUUAAAAAAAAAAAAAAAAAGUUAAAACAAUGGCUUGUGCAUCAUACAAUUCCUACCUGCGUCAGGAAAAUAUGAUCUAAAAUGUAUAGUAGUUCUUUCAGCUGUUUAGUCAUUUGGAAUAGUUUAUUCUCAUAAUUGAAUUUCUCUGUAUUUUGGCAAUACACUGUACAUUGCUAUAUAUUUAGUUAACUUUAGGCAUGUGAGAAGGAAGAAUACAGCCAUUUGUGUAUCUCCAACUUCCCCAUAAUUUUCAGUAGUGUACCAAUGUUAUUUGUACCACAUUUCUUAGAUUUGUAUUAAAUUAAAAGAAAUGUCUAACAGUUUUGUACUGUAUUAAAAUACUAUUUAACCUGUA